AAAAUCAAGCGUACUUGGGAAACGUAAUUUCCAUUUCUUUUCCUUUGCUUUCUCUCUUUGUUGACUUUACCCUAUAAAUCCCUACUUUCUCUCACCCAACCAAAUUCAUCUUUCUCUCGGCAUAUGUCUCAUAGAUCUAAUAUCCCACACUUUGCUUCUAUUGCCUUCUCCAUUCCCUCCCAUCUCAAAAAAUUCAAGAUCUCUUAAUAAUUCCUUUAUUCAUCAAGAAAAAAAGGAAUUUGUUUGUAAUAGAUCUUGAUUAUUAUUAUUAUUAUUAUGGGGGUUAAAGGCUUUGUUGAAGGAGGCAUUGCUUCUAUUAUUGCUGGAUGUAGUACACAUCCACUUGAUCUCAUCAAGGUACGUAUGCAGCUUCAGGGCGAAGCGUCUGGAUCAGGAGUACCUUCCCAGACGGUUCGUCCUGCUCUUGCUUCCGCUAAUCAUGUCCACGUGCAAGUUGCCCCACCUGUUGCUUCUCGGGCGGGGCCUAUUGCCUUAGGUGUACGGAUUGUGAGACAAGAGGGGUUGGUCGCCCUCUUUUCUGGCAUUUCGGCUACUGUUCUUAGGCAAACUCUUUAUUCCACAACCCGGAUGGGGAUAUAUGACAUGUUGAAGAAAAAAUGGACCGACCCGAAUACGAUGAACAUGCCUUUAGGGAAAAAAAUUGUUGCUGGACUCAUCGCUGGCGGAAUCGGGGCGGCCGUUGGGAACCCUGCUGAUGUGGCAAUGGUCCGCAUGCAGGCUGAUGGCCGCCUUCCACCCGCACAAAGGCGGAAUUACAAGAGCGUGGUGGAUGCUAUAACACAAAUGACCAAGAACGAGGGUGUUACUAGCCUGUGGCGGGGUUCAUCCCUUACAGUGAACCGUGCUAUGCUAGUAACGGCCUCGCAGCUGGCUUCUUAUGAUGAGUUCAAGGAAAUGAUUUUAGGGAAGGGUCUGAUGAAUGAUGGACUUGGGACCCACGUGACGGCUAGCUUCGCCGCAGGUUUUGUGGCUGCGGUGGUGACAAACCCUGUGGACGUGAUCAAGACUCGGGUUAUGAACAUGAAGGUGGAGCCGGGAGCGGCUCCAACUUACAGUGGGGCCCUUGAUUGUGCAAUGAAGACAAUCAAAGCAGAGGGGCCAAUGGCCUUGUAUAAAGGAUUUAUUCCUACAAUUUCAAGGCAAGGACCUUUUACUAUUGUACUCUUUGUUACACUGGAACAGGUCAGAAAAUUGCUCAAGGACUUUUAAUUAAUUACUUGAUGACGGCGAAGAAUUUUGACUUAGUUGAUGAUUUAUUAAACAGUGGAGUUAUUUAAUUCCAUAAACUUUGGAAUGAGUUAGCGCAAUGUUAGAUGUUGUGUUCUCAUUUGUUGUAUAUUAUGAUAUUAUGAUUAUGCUACUUCAGUAUAAAAUGGUGUGCCGUUUGGUACUAGAACUGCUGAUUAAAUCACGUUGAUUUUUCUA
Messenger RNA from Capsicum annuum, 1446 nucleotides. RefSeq names its product mitochondrial uncoupling protein 5. Bases 277 to 1230 code for a protein of 317 amino acids. The record is from RefSeq and is a predicted model, not a curated record. NCBI's taxonomy places the organism in Eukaryota, Viridiplantae, Streptophyta, Magnoliopsida, Solanales, Solanaceae. Gene Ontology annotation, cellular component: mitochondrial membrane. Gene Ontology annotation, molecular function: malate transmembrane transporter activity; antiporter activity; thiosulfate transmembrane transporter activity. The transcript has a single exon. Gene Ontology annotation, biological process: oxaloacetate transport; thiosulfate transport; mitochondrial transport.